This is a messenger RNA of Penicillium canescens, 1626 nucleotides long. Its product is annotated as ankyrin repeat domain-containing protein. NCBI's taxonomy places the organism in Eukaryota, Fungi, Ascomycota, Eurotiomycetes, Eurotiales, Aspergillaceae. Gene Ontology annotation, molecular function: protein binding. The record is from RefSeq and is a predicted model, not a curated record. Bases 1 to 1626 code for a protein of 541 amino acids. The transcript is spliced from 2 exons.
AUGUCAAUACAAGCAGGGGCUGAAAUUGGAUUGACGGAUCGCUGCGGCCGGGGACCAAUAUCCUGGGCCGCGCAAAAUGGCCAUGAGGCCGUGGUGCAGCUUCUGCUUGAUACUGGGAAGGUGGAUGCGAACUCAAAGGACUAUGAGGGUCAAACACCAUUAUACUGUGGCCCGGCAAGUCGUCAUAAGGAGGUGGUGGAGCUUUUACUCGGGACUCGACAGGUGGAGGUUGACCAAAAGGACGAAUGGAGCCAGACACCAUUAUCCUUGGCCGCGGAAAAUGGCCACGACGCUGUAGACAAAUGGAGCCAGACACCAUUAUCCUGGGCCGCACGAAAUGGCCAUGAGGCUGUGGUGCGGCUAUUGCUUGAUACUGGGAAGGUGGAUGUGAACUCAAUGGACUGUGGUGAUCGAACACCAUUAUUUUGGGCCUCUCUGGAGGGCUACGAGGAGGUGGUGAAUUUGUUACUCGAGGCUGGAGAGAUAGAUGUGGACUUGAAGGACAACGGGGGCCGAACACCAUUAUGCGGGGCUGCGGGAAGCGGUCAUGAGGCGACGGUGCAGUUGUUACUCGAAACUGGGAAGGUGAAUGUGGAUUCAAAGGACUCAAAAGGCCGAACACCCUUAUCCUGGGCCGCGGGAAAUGGCCGUGAGGCUGUUGUGAGGCUGCUAUUUGAGACUGGACAGGUGGAGGUUGACUCGAAGGACUCCAGUGGCUGGACGCCAUUAUUUUGGGCCUCUCUGGAGGGCGACGAGGAUGUGGUGAAUUUGUUACUCGAGACUGGAGAAGUAGAUGUGGACGUGAAGGACAACGAAGGUCGAACACCAUUAUGUGGGGCUGCGCUAGGCGGUCAUGAGGCGACGGUGCAGUUGUUACUCGAGACUGGGAAGGUGAAUGUGGAUUCAAAGGACUCAAAAGGCCGAACACCCUUAUCUCAGGCCGCGGAAAAUGGCCGAGAGGCUGUAGUGAAGCUGUUACUUGAGACUGAACAGGUGGAGGUUGACCCAAAGGACAAACGGAGCCCGACACCAUUCUCUUGGGCCGCACGAAAUGGCCAUGAGGCUGUGGUGCGGCUAUUGCUUGAUACUGGGAAGGUGGAUGUGAACUCAAUGGACUGUGGUGAUCAAACACCACUAUCCUUGGCCGCACGAAAUGGCCGUGAGGCUGUGGUGCGGCUAUUGCUUGCUACUGGGAAGGUAGAUGUAAACUCAAUGGACAGGGGUGACCGAACACCAUUAUUUUGGGCCUCUCUGGAGGGCUACGAGGAGGUGGUGAAUUUGUUACUCGAGGCUGGAGAGAUAGAUGUGGACUUGAAGGACAACGGGGGUCGAACACCAUUAUGCGGGGCUGCGGGAAGCGGUCAUGAGGCAGUGGUGCAGUUGUUACUCGAGACUGGGAAGGUGGAGGUUGACCCAAAGGACAAAGGGGGCCGGACACCAUUGUCCUGGGCCGCACUGAAUGGCCAUGAAGCCGUGAUGCGGCAAUUGCUUGAUACUGGGAAGGUGAAUGUGAACUCAAUGGACUAUGAGGGUCGAACACCAUUAUACUGGGCCAUGGCGAGGCGUUAUAAGGAGGCGGUACAGCUUUUACUUGAAAAUGACCAGGUGGAUGUGGACUUAUUAUGA